Phacochoerus africanus (Common warthog) is the source of this 3713-nucleotide messenger RNA. It is a transcript of the gene USH1C, whose product is annotated as USH1 protein network component harmonin. Gene Ontology annotation, biological process: inner ear receptor cell stereocilium organization; retinal cone cell development; sensory perception of sound. Bases 81 to 2753 code for a protein of 890 amino acids. Gene Ontology annotation, cellular component: plasma membrane; stereocilia ankle link complex; cilium. The record is from RefSeq and is a predicted model, not a curated record. NCBI's taxonomy places the organism in Eukaryota, Metazoa, Chordata, Mammalia, Artiodactyla, Suidae. Gene Ontology annotation, molecular function: protein binding. The transcript has 27 exons.
GCCUCUGCCGGCUCUGGACAGCCAGGCGCCCGGAGCCUGAAGGAGCGAGCUGUACAGCGAGCGCUUGGUCUGGCCCAGCCAUGGACCGGAAGGUGGCCCGAGAAUUCCGGCACAAGGUGGAUUUCCUGAUUGAAAAUGACGCAGAAAAGGAUUAUCUCUACGAUGUGCUGCGAAUGUACCACCAGACCAUGGACGUGGCCGUGCUUGUGGGAGACCUGAAGCUGGUCAUCAAUGAGCCCAGCCGCCUGCCCCUGUUUGACGCCAUCAGGCCUCUGAUCCCCCUGAAGCACCAGGUGGAGUACGACCAGCUGACACCCCGGCGCUCCAGGAAGCUGAAGGAGGUGCGUCUGGACCGGCUGCACCCCGAGGGACUUGGCCUUAGCGUGCGUGGUGGCCUUGAGUUUGGCUGCGGGCUCUUCAUCUCCCACCUCAUCAAAGGUGGCCAGGCAGACAACGUUGGGCUCCAGGUCGGGGACGAGAUCGUCCGGAUCAAUGGGUAUUCCAUCUCCUCCUGCACCCACGAGGAGGUCAUCAACCUCAUCCGCACCAAGAAGACCGUGUCCAUCAAAGUGAGGCACAUUGGCCUGAUCCCUGUGAAGAGCUCUCCCGACGAGCCCCUCAAAUGGCAGUACGUGGACCAGUUUGUGUCGGAAUCCGGGGGCGGGCGGAGCAGCCUGGGCUCCUCUGGCAGUUGGGAAAACAAGGAGAAGAAGGUCUUCAUCAGCCUGGUGGGCUCCCGGGGCCUCGGCUGCAGUAUUUCCAGUGGCCCCGUCCAGAAACCCGGCAUAUUCAUCAGCCAAGUGAAGCCUGGCUCCCUGUCUGCUGAGGUGGGAUUGGAGACAGGGGACCAGAUUGUCGAAGUCAAUGGCAUCGACUUCUCCAACCUGGACCACAAAGAGGCCGUGAACGUGCUGAAAAGUAGCCGCAGCCUGACCAUCUCCAUUGUAGCUGGAGCGGGCCGGGAGCUGUUCAUGACAGACCGGGAGCGGCUGGCUGAGGUCCGGCAGCGCGAGCUACAGCGGCAGGAGCUUCUGAUGCAGAAGCGGCUGGCGAUGGAAUCCAACAAGAUCCUCCAGGAGCAGCAGGAGAUGGAGCGGCAAAGGAAGAAGGAAAUUGCCCAGAAGGCAGCAGAGGAAAAUGAGAGAUACCGGAAGGAGAUGGAACAAAUCGUGGAGGAGGAAGAGAAGUUUAAGAAGCAGUGGGAAGAAGACUGGGGCUCAAAGGAACAGCUGCUGUCGCCUAAAACCAUCACUGCCGAGGUGCACCCAGUACCCCUUCGCAAGCCAAAGUCUUUUGGGUGGUUUUAUCGUUACGAUGGCAAAUUCCCAACCAUCCGGAAGAAAGGGAAAGAUAAGAAGAAAGCCAAGUAUGAUAGCCUGCAGGAGUUGAGAAAGAAUAAGAAGGAACUGGAGUUUGAGCAAAAGCUUUACAAAGAGAAAGAGGAAAUGCUGGAGAAGGAAAAGCAACUGAAGAUCAACCGGCUGGCCCAGGAGGUGUCCGAGACAGAGCGGGAAGACUUUGAGGAAUCGGAAAAGAUUCAGUAUUGGGUGGAAAGGCUCUGUCAGACGCGCCUGGAGCAGAUUUCCUCUGCUGAUAAUGAGAUCUCAGAGAUGACCACAGGGCCUCCGCCUCCCCCGCCUUCUGUGUCCCCCUUGGCGCCACCCCUGAGACGCUUUGCAGGUGGGCUGCACCUUCACACCACUGACCUGGAUGACAUCCCCUUGGACAUGUUCUACUACCCCCCCAAGACUGCCUCCGCCUUGCCUGUGAUGCCCCACCCUCCACCCUCCAACCCACCCUGCAAGGUCCCCGCGCCCCCUGUCCUUCCGUCAUCCGGCCUCGUGAGUGCCUCCUCCUCGCCCUGGGUGCAGCGCACUCCACCCCCCAUUCCCAUCCCUCCCCCACCAUCCAUUCCCACCCAAGACCUCACUCCUACCCGCCCGCUGCCCUCGGCGCUGGAAGAGGCUCUGGGCAACCACACCUUCCGCGCUGGGGACCUAGGCAAUCCAGCAGAGAACUGGGAGGCAAAGAACCAUGGUGGGAAACCUGCCAACUCUCCGGUCCCUGAACGGAGCUUCCCACCCACCCCCAAGACAUUUUGCCCAAGCCCACAGCCUCCACGAGGUCCAGGCGUGUCCACCAUCUCCAAACCUGUCAUGGUCCACCAGGAGCCCAACUUCAUCUACAGGCCAGCUGUGAAAUCCGAGGUCCUGCCACAGGAGAUGUUGAAGAGGAUGGUGGUUUAUCAGACAGCAUUCCGACAAGAUUUCCGGAAAUACGAGGAAGGCUUUGACCCCUGCUCCAUGUUCACCCCGGAGCAGAUCGUAGGGAAGGAUGUCCGGCUCCUGCGCAUUAAGAAGGAGGGACCCUUAGACCUGGCUCUGGAAGGCGGUGUGGACUCCCCAGUCGGGAAGGUGGUCGUCUCAGCUGUUUACGAGGGUGGAGCUGCUGAGCGGCACGGUGGCAUUGUGAAAGGGGAUGAGGUCAUGGCCAUCAAUGGCAAGAUCAUAACAGACUACACCCUGGCUGAGGCUGAGGCCGCCCUGCAGAAGGCCUGGAAUCAGGGGGGAGACUGGAUUGACCUUGUUAUUGCCGUCUGUCCCCCCAAGGAGUAUGACGAUGAGCUCUCUUCUCUCCCCUCCUCUGCAGCUGAGAGCCCCCAGCCGGUCCGAAAGCUCCUUGAAUACCAUGCUCCCGUGCUUAGACACGGGUUCCUCCUGCAGCUGGAGCCUGGCAGCCCCCACGGUGAAUAGGCAGGCGGGCUGCAGGGCCCUGUCUGUCCACACUGCAUGCAGUGGCCAUUUGCUGCCCAUGCUGUCAGCAGGUUCUUUGGACUGGUCUCUGGAGGGGGUCCCUGAAGGGCCACCAAGCCUGCUGUUGGCCGCGCUGGAAUUCAGCCAGACUCAAAGGCCCUCCCACUCACGGAAGCCAAGCAGAGCCCAGUUCAUAGCAAUGCUGGGAGCCUGGGCAUCCUGACUCAUCAGAACCCUGGGGAUCUGCCGUGGGUCCCAGGAUGGGACAGGGAGCACCAUUCGCUGCUGGGCACAGGCAGUGCCUCCAACCAGGCACGAUGGGCUGGAAGAGCCCAGAGGCAGCACGGCCUGGAUUUCCCCUUCCUUGAGAGUGCCACCUUCUGGGAGCUCCACCAGGCCCCAAGCUUGGCUGGGGCCAGGGCAAUUAAGAGGCAAUUAAAGCUGGUCCAAAGAACUCGGAUUGGCCUUUCAGAGUUGUCCAUGUCCUGUUGAGACCUGUCAUGGCCUAAACCCUGCUCAGACUAGACUGUCCUCUGUGUCUUCUCUCCCACUUGAUUCCAGACUCUAUCUGUGGGACACUGGGAAGCCCAACUUUGGGAUGUGUUUGCCCACUUGUGACAGGGCUGCGCCCAUGGACGGAGCUGGCAAGUGGCUGUGAAAUUGAUGGAAAGCCCACAGCUGACAGCAUCUGGGGCAGACCCGAGUCUGGACUUGUCCACUUUUCUGUCAGCAGUUUCUCAAAACAUUAGGGCCUCAUGCACCCAAGACAGUUGGCCUACUAUGCCAUGGCUUCUGGGAUGGCCUCAGUGGCCCUAUGUUUUCCGUCACCUGUCAUCUGCUCUUUGCGAGGGACCUCAGCUCCUCUGCUUCUGGUCCCCUCCUACCUCAUCCAAGAUGCCCCUUCUUCUCCCUCCCUGGCCCCCUGUGUGCCGUGGCUAUGACUGGGGGGUGGCUUCUUGG